Molecule: messenger RNA, 5069 nt
Organism: Lymnaea stagnalis (great pond snail)
Lineage: Eukaryota; Metazoa; Mollusca; Gastropoda; Lymnaeidae
Source: the annotation of a GenBank genome assembly
CCCUGUCUCAGCGUGUCACAAAUUCUCGACACCACCCCCCCCAAACCCCCACCCCAGAUCCCUGGGCUUGACGUAAUUGUAAUUUGCGAGUGACCCCUUACUCACUCAAAAAAAGGUUGCCAGCCGGCCAUAUGCCAGGAAUACGUAUAAAUUGGCAGCCUGUCCUAAUGAUGUAAUCACGAGUAUGUCUAUUUACAGGGCUGAACUUUCCAGGAAAAUGCGACAAACUCUUUAAGAGUUAUACCUUUUUUUUUUAAUGUGCAACUUGAACUUGAUAAUAUAAAGUUUAAGGAUAUUUGUUUUUAUCUAAACUAAGUAGCAAUAAAUAUAUUAAUGCACACUGACAUGACAUGACAUGACUAAUGACUUUUUACAAUUAAACACUUUAAAUACAUGAUGUUUGGUCAUUUUUAUUUCAUGAGAUAACUUUAUUCAAUCAUUAUGAUUCUCUUAUUUGUAAAUGUGCUCUUCUGCCAUCGAAGUGUGUCACUGUGUAAAGUGCACACACACACACACUCACAAACACAACAUAUCAAAACAAAAUUGUCAGAUCGUCCGCAAGGUAUUCCCUGUAAUCUAUUUUAAGAAACUUAUUACUCUGAAACUUACUGAAAGCGAUGAUAAUUUUACCCUUUUGGGAAAACCCAAUAUAGAUUUUCCCCAUAGGUUUAAAGAAUAUAUGCAACCCCCCCUAUAUUCAAACAACCCUAUAUAGUUUGUUUAGUGCCAAAUUUCAAUUCAAUGGUCGAAUCGUUAGGUAACGAAAAUCUAUACACGACAUGAUCACAAUCAUUACUAGCAUGUGUGUUACUCCAUGUGUUUUUCUCCAUGUGUGUAACAAAAUGCGCUAAGGCCAAUCUGACGACACUGACACUUGUUACUGUUACAUUUGUGAAACUGGUGUGUUGAUGGGCGGUGAACUUCAACUGACUGAUAUUGAUACACAAGUUAUAAAUAAAUCAAACCAGGUAAGAUUAUUUAUUAACUUAAGCUUACUGGGAGAACACUAGAUCUAAAUCAUACCUGUGUGAACUGUAUUAUAUAGGUAUUUAUAUUUUGAGGGUAGGUAAGCCUCAUAUUAUUGUACUGUUUGUACUGCUUUGUGAUGCUUUUCUUUAAACCUGAUAAUAAAUUAUCAUUUUUUAUUGUAAUGUACAACUUUUUCAAGAUAGAUCACAAAGACAAAAUUGAAAAAGACAUCAGCUUUAGUUCGAACAAUUCAAAUCGCCCACGUUAUGCACCCGAGAGAAUAAGAAUCUUGAAAGGGGGUCUUGUCAAAAGAAAUCGCGGUGUGAGGUCAUAAAAUAUAUCCGGGUCAAGUUUUAAAGUUUGGAAUUGAUGUUGUGACGUCAUUCUUUGUUUUGUUUUUUUUAACGUCAUCCAAAAUAGUCAAGAAUCCAUGCCUGACGUCAAGCGUGAACACUUUGCUCCAAGUAGAACAUACUGAGUGUAUCGAUUAUGAUUCCAGCGUUAACCUUUGUAUUCUACAUGAAUUUCACCUGUUAGCUUAGAUAAAGGCAACUUUAACGCAUUUUAAAGUAUAAACUGUGAAAAAAAUUGCAACUCAAUUAUCAUAAUACAGAAACUUUAGAUUAGAAUUAUAUGUUUUCAUCUUGACUUCCCAGUCUAGAUUUAAAAACGCAUAAAAUUGUAAGUUUUUGUUAUGAGAUAUUUCUGUUUUCUGUCCAGAUACUGAUAUGGAAUUUCCCAACUAUUUGAGAGAAGCCAGCCAAAUGGGUCUAACGAAAGAUGAACUUUUACGAGUCUGGGAGACUGAAACUCAGAUUGAACGAAUCAAAGUGGAAACACGUUUACUGGAGACCCAGUUACGGAAGAGUGACAUUAAUGAGGUCAGAAACUAUCAGAGUUAGGUCAGAACUAUAUUCAUUAAUGGCCAAGAAAAUAUUACCAUAAUAUAACUAUAAUAUGAUUAUGGCACAGAACUUCUAUCUUAUUGGAGAUUCUUGAAUAUUUGUCAGUACUCAUUGAACAGAGUAUCCAUGGAGCUUCUUUGAGGAAUUGGUGGGAUAAGUACGAGGAGUGGAUGGGAUAAGUAGGGGGAGUUGAUGGGAUGAAUUAAAGACCCAUCUCGCUGUAUCCUUAAAAGUAUAUUAAAUAGGAGCAGUAGUCAUUACAUUGUGAUCACACCCCAGUAUAAACAUAAGAUCAUACUAGUCAGUGACAUUGUGGUCAGACGCCAGUGUAAACCUGAGAUCAUACUAGUCAGUGACAUUGUGGUCAGACUCCAGUGUAAACCUGAGAUCAUACUAGUCAGUGACAUUGUGAUCAGACUCCAGUGUAAACCUAAGAUCAUACUAGUCAGUGAUAUUGUGAUCAGACUUCAGUGUAAACCUGAGGCCUGAGAUCAUACUAGUCAGUGACAUUGUGAUCAGACUCCUGUGUAAGCCUGAGGCCUGAGAUCAUACUAGUCAGUGAUAUUGUGAUCAGACUCCAGUAUAAACCUGAGAUCAUAUUCUAGAUUUGACGUCAUCAAAAAUAUUUACAUGGAAUGUGCGAUGAAAGCCUUAUACGUAUACUUACCUGUUUAAUCCUUGUGUUGGUGUUGAUUAUUUACUCGGAGUCGGGGUAAAACGAGGUCUGUGUCCAUCAGCCAUUUCUGUUUCUAAAACAAUGGUGCGCUCUUAAAAUAAUUUAAAAUACAAUUUUUUUUUCCAGGAUUCAUUUCCUUUACUAUUAUUGAAUUCUGACACGAUUGUUCCGAGUUGGAGUACAAAAUAAUGUUCUGAGGCUCAACACUUUUGUUUACCAUAUUACAACUAAAACUGAGUUCUAUCUUUGUGUGGUUCUCCUUAAAACUGAGUUCUAUCUUUCUAUGGUUCUCCUUAACUGAGUUCUAUCUUUGUAUGGUUCUCCUUAACUGAGUUCUAUCUUUGUAUGAUUCUCCCUAAAACUGAGUUCUAUCUUUGUAUGAUUCUCCUUAAAACUGAGUUCUAUCUUUGAAUGGUUCGAUGACUAUUUCUUUGUAUAGUUCUCAUUAAUACUGAGCUGUGUAUGAUGCUCAAUAAAAACUGAUUUCCAUCUUUGUGCAUUGCAAAAUAAAAGCUGAGUUCUGACUUUGCAUGUUGUUCAUUCAAACUGACCUCCGUCUUUGUUUUUGUUGCUCAGGUCUCAAGAUCCAACCUAGAAGAUAAGUUGACUGUUGUUGAUAACUUAAUGCCAGCACUACAGCAGCUUCUUCGGGAACUUAUUUCCUUAAAACAAGAGCUUAAAUCUCAAAGACAGUUGCAAGAGAAUAACCUGAACGCAGUCGUGGCGACACAGUUCAAAUUAGAAGAGCUAAGGGCCAGUUUAAACAAUGAAAUGCAUUUUCUUCAGCAAGAAACACAACAAAAUGUACAACACUACGGGCGUUUGCUGGAUGAGUUCGCCAACCUGAAGAGAUUUAUAGCAGAAGAAAAUGAAACAAAGUUUGAAUCUAUGAAAAACUUCAUAGAUCAGAAAAUAGGUAUUUUAAAUCAUGUGAUCGAAUCAAACGGCGCUGUUAAGACUAGUGAAGAACUUCAAGAUGUCCACUUAAUUCAUUCUAAUGGUCAUGUUAGGAACAGUGACGAAGCCAUGAAACGGGGCACGAGAAGAGCCCCUGUCACACAGCCGACCGAUAAUCAAACUGUAAGGGAAAGUCCAAAUUUUGAAAACGAUGCUGAAUAUGAGCCCCAAGGUGUCAAGGAACAAUGGAAACAAUCUUACAAAACAGUUCCAGCAGAUCAUAAAGUAUAUGACAAGAGCUCAAGUCAAACGCCUAGACCCCCCAAAGGCGCUGUAACUUAUGAUGCAGAAUGUCUGAAGAAGUUUCCAUAUGAACUUUUAGAGGAGCCGAAAUCUGACGGAAAUGAUUUGGCCUGGCAGUUAGUUGGUGAUCCAAACAUAAGAUCAGCCAAUAUUGAAACAGUUACUCCAGAAAUAUCAAAUGAAGCUGACUGGGGGCAAUAUUGGCCCAAUGAAAAUGUAGCGAUGCCUAAUCAAGAACCAAUCACAAACGCACAUUCCCUUGCGGCCGGAGAGACUCAUGGUGUCGUGUACAUUCCUACGAAUAAAGCAGUGUUCAUUAUUCCAAACUGUGGAGCACUUCUUGACAUAGAAAAUAAAGAUUUCUACACAAGCUAUUUGUACACCAGGCCAAAAACUUGCCGUAUACGUAUGCGACUGUGGUUUAACAAACGUGGCCACCUUGGAGUACAGGCGCUCGUAUCUGAAGGCGUUUUUGAUGAAAAUCAUAAAUGGCCUUUGAUCUUCAGUGGGAAUGGGUACAUUCGGAAUCCGGAGUCACGCAAAAAUACCUUAAUCUGGACCGUGGCGCAGCAGGAGUGCAACAGACCCAAACAGGGGGAAGAACUUCCAUUGGGUGCGUCCGUUGUCUUGACAACAAGUCGCGGCGCACACAAUAUAGUGACGCAUGAGCUGUUGGAGAAAAAGCACUACAUCGAAAACAACCUUUUAAAAUUUAGAUGGGAUCUGAAAGCUGAGGAAAUUAUCGCGGAGCCUCGAACUGAGAAUACAGUGGCCUUUGGCAAUGAGCACGACGUCAGCCACGUCAGGUUCUGGUCCAGCUAGGGACACGCCACUUAACUGGCCCACGAGCACGUCUUUACUAGCGUCUGGUGACCGAUUUUUGUAAUAACCCAUGGGUAACAAUAGAUGCUAAACUAUACUUCAGUUUCAUAGUCUUAAGACAAUUAGUCUUAAGAUUGGUUCAUGGACAGUUCGUUUCCGCUGGCAGCAUGAAGCCACCCUUUCAUAAGAUCCACCAUCGUCUCCCUCUGCAUGUCUAUCCCGGAAGAUGGCUGAACCAUUUUGAAACCACACUCAGGAGGAAGUCCGUUUCAAUAAAAGUGACUGAUGUUAUUUUUAGAACUCUUCAUAAAAUGAAUAGGGAUUUUUUUAAAUUUACUUUUGUGAGUGACACAAAAAAAAACAAAAACAAACAAAAACAAUAAAAAACAGACGCGGCCUAUGAUGCAGGAUUUGUUAUUGUUAUUCUUUUUUUUUAAAUGUCUUAAUUAUUUUUUUAAAUAAAUGAUUAUUUUUAAAAUUGUAGGAUCUGUUACUUU